Messenger RNA from Periconia digitata, 1218 nucleotides. The record is from the annotation of a GenBank genome assembly. NCBI's taxonomy places the organism in Eukaryota, Fungi, Ascomycota, Dothideomycetes, Pleosporales, Periconiaceae.
UUUCUUCACAGCUCGCGAUCGAAGCACACGUCCAGUACCUGCUGGAGGAGAACGAGGAGCAGCUUGCUUUCCAGAAGCGGCUGUCUUCCUAGCAGAUACUGUCUUGCGCUCCUUGGAUGGAGGUUCUGGCUCGUUUUCACUAGCUGAUGACUCCACGAGGGGGCGCUUGCGACCUUUCUUUGGUGCAGCUUUGGCUGGACGACGAGGAGGAACAGAUCUCUUCUUCUUUAUCGGAAUAUCAGACGAGGAAUUAGAUUCUUUGUCUGAGGAGAUCUCGAUUUCUUCCUUUGCAGGUUGAGAAACCCCCCUUGUGGGACGGCUAGAAGUAGCUCGUUUAGUAGUUGUUCUACUACCGCGAGUACCCUUAUCGACCGGACCCGCCAUAAUCUCAGCUGGAGUCUUACCUUCCCACCACGUCGAGGAGAUGCCAGACGGGAAAGGCUCUGGAGGAGGUUCGACGCCGAUCUCGUAAGUCUCGGUGUCGACUUCGCGGCAGAUCAUUGUUGCUUCGCCUCUGGCAGCAGCUGCGCGGAGGAAAUCGAGCGAGCGUGGGAUCUUGAAGCGGAUCGUGGCUCGGGGAUUGAGGCCCUCUCGGCGCCGAGACUGAACAUAGUCGAUGCAGCACUGGAUGCGGUAGACUUCGUCGUGGACUGGAGGAAGAUCUGUAUCAGAGGAGGGUUGGGAAUUGCCGGAGGAUUGAGAUUUGUUGGAAUUGCUGGGGCUAUGGGAAGGUGGUGCUGUGCCUCCGCGAGUUUGAGAACUGGAAGACUCGGGAGCUUCAGAGGGUUUUUGGCUUGUUGAACGGAUUGAUCUCGCCCGCUUGUUCCUGGAAAGAUCCGGCGAGACAGAUUCAGAGGCUUGUCUUUUCUGACCUCUGGACAUGUUGCACUGUUGGGGUUUGCGAUGAGGAGUAAUUCGUGUAAGAGGACGUAUGAGACAAUUGAGCAAGUUUUACCAGCAGAUGAUAUGAUUGGAGUGUAUAAAGUAGUAUACAUGAAGAUAAGAUAUCCUUAUAUGCUGUCCAAAAUACUGGACGGGAACUUACGACAGCAUUGUCCCAUUGUCAGUAUUCUUUUGUUACCAUUGUUGUCGAAUAGCAUUGUUCUUUGUGCCGUAUUUAGAACAAGAAGCCCUUUCAAGGCUUCAGUAAAUAUGCAUUGUGCAGUCCACGAAUCUCGUGGUGAAGCAGACUCUUUGUGCGCUUCAGAAAUCGUGUAG